Molecule: messenger RNA, 264 nt
Organism: Rotaria sp. Silwood2
Lineage: Eukaryota; Metazoa; Rotifera; Eurotatoria; Philodinida; Philodinidae
Source: the annotation of a GenBank genome assembly
AUGUUUAUUUAUUUAAAAUUAGUUCGAUAUGUACAAGGAAUGAGUAAAUGUGUAACACCUGCGAAUAUAUUAGCUCGUGCAAAAAGAGAAUUAAGAAUGGGUCAACGUACAGUUAUACUUGUAACAAUAUUAUUAGCACUUGGUGUUCCAUAUACAAUAAUUAUUUUUAUGCCAUUUUUCACAAAUCCACCAAAAUAUCAUUUUCGUAUUGCUUUUAUAUUUAUCGAUGUAUCAUUAGCAUUUGUGAUGAUUAUUUUUAUUUAA